AUGGAACUGUUGCAGCAGCCGAUGCAUGUCGUCCCUUAUCAUCGUGGUUUGUUGGUCAAGUAUCAGGGCCACAUAAAUGUUGAGUGGUGCAACCGAUCACUAUCCAUAAAAUAUCUUUUCAAGUAUAUUGGGAAGGGUCCAGAUGCUGCAACUAUUGUUUUGCUGGAGGCCAACAAACAGCUACCUCAGACAGACCAAGAUUCAGCAGCCAGCAAUGCCCAAAGUAUCGAUGAGAUUAAAAAUUAUGUAUCUUGCAGAUAUGUCUCCACAGCGGAAUCAUGCUGGCGUCUGUUUGAAUUUCCAAUACACCAUAGAGAACUUUUUGUUCAGCGUUUAUAUUUUCAUCUUGAAAAUGAACAAGAGGUGAGAUUUCGUGACGAUGAGAAUUUGCCACAGGUCGUUAGCAGAGUUGAUCCAGACGGUACAAUGUUUAUUCAGUGGAUGUUGAAUAACCGCUAUGAUGAGCUGGGCCGUGGCUUAACUUUUCUCAAAUAUCCUACAAAGUUUCGGUGGGAUGGGUCAACCAAAAGAUGGCUCCGCCGGAAGCAAAACAUUAGUGUUGUCGGAAGAAUGGUUUACGCACACCCCGCAUCAGGCGAAAGAUUUUACAUGCGCCUUUUGUUGAACAUUGUGGUGGGUGCCCAAAGCUUUGAGGACAUACGAACUGUUGAUGGCAUCGUUUACUCAACUUACAAAGAGGCAUGCUUUCAAAGGGGGUUGCUAGAGUCAGAUAAUGAAUGGCAUAUAGCACUCCAUGACGCUUCCCUUUCUGCAUCUGCACAUCAGCUACAUGAUUUGUUUGUAACUUUAUUGGUGUUUUGCGAAGUGGUCAAUCCGAGAGAGUUAUGGGAGAAACAUUGGAACAACCUUGCUGACGAUUUUGAAUAUACUAAAAGGAAGCAGCUCAGUUUACCAACUUUGAAAAUCACUGAUAACGACAAACAAAUGCUCGCACUUGAGGCGGUGCAACACCUUCUAAGGCAAUAUGGGAAAACAUUAGCAGAUUAUCCUGGUAUGCCAGAGCUGAGUGUUGUCUCCACUUCAAAAUACAAGAAUGAUUUACUGUUGGAGGAAAUGAUGUAUGACCGUGAAAGACUUCAGUUAAAGGCGGCUGAACAGUAUCCAUGUCUAAAUGAAAUGCAGCGCACUAUCUUUGAUGAAAUUGUGGAGCAAGUGGAGUUGGAUAAGGGAGGAUUCUACUUUGUCUAUGGCCCCGGAGGCACGGGCAAAACCUUUUUAUGGUCCACAAUUAUAUCAAAGCUAAGAGGCGAUGGCAAGAUAGUGCUCGCAGUGGCUUCUUCCGGAAUACCUUCUCUUCUACUUGAAGGAGGUAGGACAGCACAUUCUCGGUUUAGAAUACCGAUUGACAUAAAUGAAUAUAGUUGUUGUGAGAUUAAAAAAAGAACAUUCCUUGCCGAACUUAUAUGCAAUGCGAGUUUAGUAAUUUGGGAUGAGGCUCCCAUGACACACAGGUUUGUAUAUGAAGCUGUGGACCGAACAUUCCGGGAUAUACGCUCAACAACAAAUGACGAGUGCCAAUCCCUACCCUUUGGUGGACUAACUACGGUGCUAGGUGGUGAUUUCAGACAAAUUCUCCCUGUCCUGCCCAAAAAAGGGAGGCAUGAAAUUGUGUGUGCAAGCAUUAGCAAAUCACACUUAUGGGAAAGCUGUAAGGUUUACACACUCACUGAAAACAUGCGUAUUCAUAAAAAUGUACCGCCAGUCACAAUUCAAGGAUCCAGGGUACAGUUUCAAGACUGGGUGUUGGCUUUAGGCGAAGGCUGGGAGGAAACUGCUUCUAUUGGAGAUGAUGCAGAGCCAUGCUGGUUCCUGAUACCGGAUGAGGUCCAUGUCAGGUACACUGGGGAUCCUGUGGAAGCAAUAGUCAAUGAAAUUUAUCGUGAUCUCCCUCUUCAGGCUGGAAACAUUGAAUACCUUCGUGACAGGGCUAUAUUGACGCCACGUAAUGAACAUGUUGAGCAGGUUAACUUGGCCGUUUUACAAAGGUUACAAGGAGAAGUGAAGGUCUAUCAUAGCUGCGAUAGUGUUUGUAAAGGCUCUUCAAGUAGUGAUGCUGACGAGGUUUUAUACCCGGCAGAAUAUCUCAACGCAUUUAAAUUUAGCGGAAUCCCGAAUCAUGAGGUUCGCGUUAAAGUUGGUGCCCCAAUAAUGUUGUUGCGUAACAUCAAUGCGAAGAGAGGGUUAUGUAAUGGCACUCGACUCAUUGUUACACGAUGUUAUCCUUUCCUCAUUGAGGCAUUGAUCAUUACAGGUAACAGAAUUGGAGAGACAGCUUACAUCCCACGGAUAAACAUGAGCCCUGCUGAAAAAACACACCCAUUUGUAUUGAAGAGAAAACAAUUCCCGAUCGCUGUUUGCUACGCAAUGACAAUCAACAAAAGUUAG
This is a messenger RNA of Daucus carota subsp. sativus, 2406 nucleotides long. RefSeq lists its product as uncharacterized. Gene Ontology annotation, molecular function: DNA helicase activity. The record is from RefSeq and is a predicted model, not a curated record. The transcript has 3 exons. The coding region runs from base 1 to 2406 and encodes 801 amino acids. Lineage: Eukaryota; Viridiplantae; Streptophyta; Magnoliopsida; Apiales; Apiaceae. Gene Ontology annotation, biological process: DNA repair; telomere maintenance.